AACGAGCCGCGGGUCAGGCUAGGCCGCCCGGCUGUCUCCAUGAUCCCGAACCCGCACAGCCGCAGCCUCCGGUAUGCGAACCUGGCGAAGGUGCCCGAUGCUGCCCUGGAGAGCAGUCGCCGGGCAGUUGAAGAUCAGCUAAAGAUAUGUGGCCACAAGAGGGAUGCUGAUGUCUUGGAGCUGUUCCUUUCUCAAAAGGAACUGACAGAGGUCAUUGAUCUCUCUAGGUUUAAAAAUUUAAAAUACUUAUGGCUUCAUCAUAACAAGCUUCAUGGGAUAAAAUUUCUAAUUAGAAACUACUGUCUAACAGAACUAUAUCUAAAUAACAACGGAAUAUUUGAUAUAGAAGGCCUGCACUAUUUGCCUUCGCUGCAUAUCCUCAUGCUACACCACAAUGAGUUAACAAACAUUGAUGCAGCAAUGAAGGAAUUAAAGGGAAUGCUAAAUCUGAAGAACCUAAGUCUCUACCAAAACCCUUUGACUCAAUAUAACUUCUACCGUUUAUAUAUAAUCUACCACCUUCCAGGAGUAGAGGUGCUUGACCGAAAUCAAGUUACAGAAAAAGAAAGAAGAUCAAUGAUUACCAUUUUUAACCAUGAAAAGUCUCAUCUUCUCCAUUCGAUAGCAUUUGGAGGAAAAGUAGAUGCCUCAUGGGAUCCUAAGUCACCAUUUAAGCAAAAACCAGCCCAGAAAGUACCUUCAGAUUUUGCAUUUGGGAAUAAUGUAGACAAAACUGUGUUUGAUGAUCCAGAAGAUGCUGUUUUUGUAAGGUCCAUGAAGAGAUCAGUGAUGACAUUUACCUCUAUGAACUGGGACACAGUUCCAACACGAGAGGAAAAAUACCUUGAAGAGAAAGGCACAGAACCUGCUCAAAUGCUCACAGUUACACUGAGAUGAACCCUGUUUUACUGGAAAUCACAAUGGCUUUCAGCUGUAUAUUAAACUUCCCUGUGAUUUAGCAUAUUGUAUACAUUAUGAUAUUAUUUGAAACAUAGGUAAACAGAAACACCAUAAUGAAAAAUAAUUUAUAUAUUUUAUGAUUUUCUAAUAUAAAUUUUUUGUUUAAAACAUGUAUACAGAAAUGAACACAAAUCAUAAAUGUAUACAAAUCAUAAGUAAUCAUUCUGGUAACUAGCAUCGCAGAUCCAGAAACAGAACAUUAUCAGCACUCUAGAUGCCCCUUCAUUCCUGUUCCAGUCACUAACCACCCUACAAAAGCAAUCACUGUCCUGAUUUCUAGACCAUAAAUUCUGUAUGGUUUUGAAAGAUAUGUAAAUGGAAUCAUAGAAGAUGAAUUCUUGUGUGCCUGGCUUCUUUCACUCAGCAUUGUAAAACUCAUGUUGCUGUUAGGAGCAAUAAUUCUGUCAUUCUUAUUGCUGUAUAGUAUUCUAUUGUAUUAAUAU
Choloepus didactylus (southern two-toed sloth) is the source of this 1403-nucleotide messenger RNA. RefSeq names its product leucine rich repeat containing 72 (gene LRRC72). The transcript is spliced from 9 exons. The record is from RefSeq and is a predicted model, not a curated record. Gene Ontology annotation, molecular function: protein binding. Lineage: Eukaryota; Metazoa; Chordata; Mammalia; Pilosa; Megalonychidae. The coding region runs from base 40 to 897 and encodes 285 amino acids.